Messenger RNA from Anopheles aquasalis, 2070 nucleotides. RefSeq lists its product as uncharacterized. The record is from RefSeq and is a predicted model, not a curated record. Lineage: Eukaryota; Metazoa; Arthropoda; Insecta; Diptera; Culicidae.
ACCACUGCGUAAGAUUAUUAACUGGCGCCCGAAUAGGGACCUGAGGCGCAAAUAGUGAAAAAAUUUUUUGCAAAAGUGAAGCAUUUGGAUCACUCCAAUAGAGUGUUGUGACCAACAGGGAAUCCAGAUUGUAACAAAUCUGGUACCACUUCAUGAAAAAAAUAUUCACGAAACCAUUCCUUACCACCUUAUAGGUAACAGUGCGAAGGGCCCCCGAGUAUUAGCGACUGAAAGAAGACCCGUUAAAAAAGGGAACACCGCCAUCGCACCGGGACGGUUUGGAAGACGCAUUCGGUCCAUAUUGUCGACGAUGACAAAUUUGUUUUUGUAAGUAUAUGCUCAUUGUUUUGCUACCAAUUGUGACCGCACAAACCAUCAAGAUAGACAAUAUUGACCAGCCAAUCUUAGCAGUGAGCAAAGGAAUAGGAAGAAUCCAGAUCGGUACUAAAUAUUACAUCCAUCAUUUCAAUAUCUCACGAUGGAAACAAUCUAUGCAAGAGAUAGAAGAAGAUUUUGAAGAAUUACCAUACAACCAGUUCACGGCUAUCAUAGGUGAGCGAAUGGAUGAAAUCCAUCAAUCGAUAAAUUACCUGCAGAACAGAAGAUCGAAACGCUGGGAUACAGUAGGGACAGUUUGGAAAUUUAUAGCUGGAAACCCAGACGCUAACGAUCUAAGAAUGAUCAACAAUUCCAUAAAUGAUCUUGUUAAGAAUAACAACAUUCAGGUAACGUUUAAUUUUGACCUUAACUUAAAAAUUCAAGAGGCCUUGCAUAAAACCACGCAAGCUCUAAAUAUUUCCAACAAGCAUUCGAAAGAAUUAAGUGCAGUAAAUGUAUACUUACAUAUUAAUCAUUUUGCAAGAUAUCUAGAGAGUAUAGUUGAAACGGUAGCACUAGGUAAAUCAGGCAUUUUUAACAAAAAUAUAUUAAGUCAAGAGGAGCUAGCAAUAUUGCUGCAUGACUUAGAUCAGGAACACAUAAAAACAAACUCAAUCGCUGAAGCUCUAUCAUUCGCUUCUGUUACCAUAACAUCGAACGCGCAUGAACUCGCCCUGCUAAUCAAGAUGCCGAAAGUAGACCCUCGUAACUUCACAAAAACGCUCGUGUUCCCGAUUGUGCAGAGCAACCAUACAAUCCUGCACCUGCCCGAAAUAAUGUUUUUAGUAAACGCCGCCGAAUGUUACAUAGUGAAGACAUUAGAUCUCACUAUCUACAAGAAGGACGCUGUAAAGAUAGAUACUUCUACAUGUGCCCCAAACCUCCUUAAAGGUCUUACCGCAGAUUGUGAUUAUAUCAGCAACCCCAUAGCCGAAGAAAUUGUAAACAUCGACAAUAAUCAUAUCCUCAUGAAUACAGUGAGCAAUUUUGAACUGAUUACCAAUUGCGGAAUUGCAGAUAGAAAUCUGACAGGAUCCUUUCUCUUCACUUAUGAAAACUGUCAGCUAUUGGUGAACAAAUCCAUAAUAUCCAAUGGAGUACAGCAUCUCCCCGUAAAGCCAAUUCCCCUACAGUUAGAUGGGAUAGUCAUAAAACAAAAUAAGGGGCUGCUUAACGUCAGUUUGGAUUAUCUACACCAAGCACAUCUGGAGACGAGAAAAGAGUUAGAUAUGAUUCAUUUGCAAAACAAUAGCAUCCAAUGGCCGCAUCUAACGAUCUUUGGAGGCAUAGCAGUUAUGCCCAUGAUUAUCGUGAUCAUCGUUGCACUCGUAAUUUGGCACCGCAGAAGAAUUGCAAUUACCAUGCAUACUGCAACUGUAAUCCCAAUGCAAGCAACGGCACAAGUACUUACUGACGAACGAAGAAGAGAACUCGAGGCAUACUUGGGCACGCCAACACCACUUCGAGAGCUUUGAGGACAAAGCCACCAAGAGGGGAAGAGUUAACACAACGAAGAGAUAAGAUAAACAUCAGGGCAUCAGCAUCGCAUCAACAUAGCGCAUCUGGGUGGCAUCGCAUCAACAUAAGCACAUCAGAGAGGCAUCGCAUCAACAUAGCGUCAGCAGAACAGCAUCGUGUCAACACUGCAUCAGCAGAUUGCCGUGUGACCCAGAUUGCUGCGCGAUCGUGUCG